CUACACCGGGCGGCAGUUCGGCGGCAACGUUGGCUGUCGUUGCACCUGUGCCUAACAUCGGAGAAGGGAUUGUGCCUAGUCACUGCCCUUCUUCGUGUGCAGUACAGGUUCUAUCCACACCGGGCGGCAGUUCGGCGGCAACGUCGGCUGUCGUUACUCCUGUGCCUGACACCGGAAAAGGGCUUGUGCCAAGUCACUGCCCUUUUUCCGGUAUGGCAAAGGAUGUAUCAACGACUAAAACUCUUUCUCAAGUCGGUAGUGGAAAGUUCGUGAAAAAUGAUCCUUCCACUACCAAAGAGAGUAAACCUCUCCAGAAUGCUCCUAGGAGCUCCUAUAAACAACGGCGCUAUGCGAUGAGGAUUCUAAAAUCCUCUGGUUCAUCACUGGGGGAUGGAAGUAAUCCCAUCCUUAGCAAGAGGCAGGAGUGGGCUAAAUCCAUUCUGGAUAAAACCAGUCACCAUGACUCCACGUCAAAACGACAAAGAUCUUUGGAGGAGCCCACUCCCGUCCCUAAAAAGCCCAAAGUGCAAAACACCAGCACUCCUAACAUGGCCAGAGUACCACUCACUAAACCUUUCAGUGAUGUACUCAAAGAGCCUAAAAAGAUCAUAGUAGCGGUCAUUGAUAGGAGCAAUAUUGAUGGCACGAUUACUUCUGACCGUUGGCAGAUGGUGAAACUGGGGCUCUCGGCUGGCUUUCUCAAAGUCAUGAGAGAGCAUCCGGGUCCACCACCAGUAACAAGCGAUUGGGGUUGGCAUCAAGGUCAUGUCAAACUCAUCGCUUGUAACGAUCAGAGGUCGCGCGAUCUAUAUACGCUUGCUGUCGGCAUGCUGGGCGAAGUCUGGCCAGGCGCAAAACUCGAGGUCGUUGCAAAGGAAGAUAUUCCUUGCAGGCCGAGAGCUCGCGCAUGGAUCCCGAUAGAACCCUCUUGUCCAGAUGACAUUAGCGCAAUGAUCAGGAUCAGCAACCCGAACCUCCCUUGUCACGACUGGAAGAUCGCGAAACUGGAGGAGCCAAAGGGUCUUUAUAGAAGUGCGAUUAUCGUAAUCAAUAAAGACUCUGUGGCUCCUCUGGCGCGAGAUAAGGGCGUGAUAAGAUACGGUUUCGAGUCAGUCACGCUCCGCGUAUAUAAAAAAGAUGAGGCAGACGCUUCAUGCGAGCCUCCACAACCUCCUUCGAAGGCUGUGUCGCAAGACGUA
Molecule: messenger RNA, 1199 nt
Organism: Eupeodes corollae
Lineage: Eukaryota; Metazoa; Arthropoda; Insecta; Diptera; Syrphidae
Exons: 1
Source: RefSeq, a predicted model, not a curated record